UUUUAUUGACAUGAUCAACAAGUGAACAUGAGGGGUUGGGUUACUGAUUACAUGUGAUGCUUUAGUUUGUUUGCGAUAAGACUCUGGCUUCAGGCACAAAGUCCUGCCAGGUACAGCGAGCCUUUAGCAGACUACUUCACCACAUCCCUCACCGGACCGGAGGCGCUUCUCAGGUUAUUUGGCUUUAUCCUGAGCACACACUGAGCACAAAGCAGCAUCAUGAGUGUAGAGUCCAAAAAACCACGUGAGGCUUGUUGCUCCAAGCUCAAGCUCUUCUUGGCCUCUUUGGCUUUGGUGUAUUUUGCCAAAGCCUUUGGUGGAUCCUAUAUGAAGAGCUCCAUCACCCAGAUCGAGAGGCGUUUCGAUAUCCCCAGCUCCCUCACUGGGGUAAUAGAUGGCAGCUUUGAAAUAGGCAACCUGUUGGUAAUAGCCUUUGUGAGCUACUUUGGUGCCAAGUUCCAUCGUCCCAGGCUGAUUGGGGUCGGCUGCCUGAUCAUGGCUCUCGGAUGUUUCCUUACAGCGAUGCCUCAUUUCUUCCAGGGACCAUAUAAAUAUGAGACCAGUGUGUCCCACAACAAAGAUGUCAACAGCACUGAGGGCAUUCUGCCCUGUAUGCCAAACCACAGCACGGCUGACACACAUGAAGCAGACCUAACCUCAACAGAUUGUGAAAAGGCAGCGGGCUCCUCUCUGUGGAUCCUUGUUUUCCUGGGAAACAUGUUGCGUGGGAUUGGAGAGACUCCCAUCAUGCCACUGGGAGUGUCCUACUUGGAUGAUUUUGCCAGAAAAGAGAACACUCCUAUUUAUUUGGCCUUUAUCCACACAGCAGGAAUGAUAGGACCCAUGGUUGGAUUCAUGCUUGGGUCCUACCUCGCCAAGCUGUAUGUUGACAUUGGAUCUGUGGAUUUAGACAGUCUCAGCAUCAACUACAAGGACUCUCGCUGGGUUGGCGCUUGGUGGCUAGGCUUCAUCAUAACUGGCAUGGUGGCCCUGCUCUCCAGCAUCCCUUUCUGGUUCCUGCCUAAAUCUCUGGCCAAGCAAGGCCAGGAGGAGAGCCAGGGUAAAGGCACAGAGCUGGACACCAUGGCGGAGCAGGAGAACUUCCUGCCAGAGGAAAACCAGGAGAACAAGGACAAAGAGAAGCCAGCUACAUUCCAGGAGCUGGCGAAAGAUUUCAUCCCGUCUCUGAAGCGGCUCUUCAGCAACAGCAUCUACUCCAUGAUAAUCCUGACUUACCUGGUGGCGGUCAAUGGCUUCAUUGGCCUAAUCACCUUCAAGCCAAAGUACAUGGAGCAAAUCUACGGCCAGUCCGCCUCCAAGUCCAUUUUGCUCAUAGGUACACUGAACCUGCCAGCUGUGGCUUUGGGCAUCAUUACCGGAGGCUACGUGCUGAAGCGUUUCAAACUGGGCAUCAUAGGAGCAGCCAGAGUGUCCAUCACCGCCUCUUUGGGGUCCUUUUGCCUGUUUGCCGUUCAGAUAUUCCUCCGUUGUGAAAACGCAGAGGUGGCCGGUCUCACCGUGUCCUAUCAGGGGCUGCCUCAGGUGUCCUACAACGAACAGACCUGGCUGUCGCAGUGCAAUGAGGGCUGCUCCUGCUCCAUGAAGCACUGGGACCCGGUGUGUGCUCCCAACGGCUUGACUUACGCUUCGCCCUGCCUGGCCGGUUGCCAGACCUCCACUGGUACUGGCAAGGAAAUGGUGUUUCAUAACUGCUCCUGCAUUGCUGAGAAGAUGAUUCCGGGGAUGAACAUGUCUGUGGUGCUGGGCCAGUGCCCCAGAAAGAGCGACUGUGACAGCAUGUUUAAGGUCUACAUGGCUUUGUCUGUAUUGGGGGCUUUUAUUUCGGCCUGCGGGGGCACGCCAGGAUACAUCGUACUACUCAGAUCCAUACAGGAGGACCUGAAGUCACUGGCUCUGGGCAUGCAGAUGCUGAUCGUCAGAACACUGGGUGGGAUACCUCCUCCCAUUUAUUUCGGCGCACUGAUUGACCGCACUUGUUUGAAGUGGGGAACCAAGCAUUGUGGAGGUCGUGGAGCAUGCAGAAUCUACGAUUCUGAUGCCUUUCGGUUGGCGUUCCUGGGCUUAAUAAGUGGACUAUACUUGGUGGCCAACAUGCUGUGGGGAUGCCUCUACAUAAACAUUGUCAGGCAACAGAAGAAGGCAGACAAGUCGAAUCAAGCCAAGGAAAACGCACCGGAGGAAAACGGAGUGGGCAAUGGACAGGCCAGCAUAACUAUGGCCAAAACCAAAGAAGACACAAGCAGGGAGAGCACUAUUUGAGGUGUUGUAGGGUAGCAAGUGGCGGGUACAGUAUUACAGCAAGUACUGUGCUGGAUCCAUACUGGACCAAAUUUGCCGAUGGUACAGUGUUAGUGCCCUUUGGUCUUUAAGAAAUAUACCUCUGUUUCUACCUAGAUGUUGCACAGAAAUGUCAGAAAGUAGUUUUUGCUCCUUUCAAAGAUCAUAAUUACUUCAAAGGUGAACAACAUGCAAAUGACAUUAUAGAAUAUGCAAUUCACAUGUGAGCAUACAGUAACAGGACAUUAUCUCAAUUUGUCUUAGAUGUCUUUUAUUGUUGACUUAAGCGUACCAAACCAUAAUAGGACCAUUCGCAGUACAAUAGCAUGACACCAGCUCAGCCCAAAUUCACAUAUAGUAGAAUUAACUAUUUCAGAGAGUCUGUCCAAUAUCUGGGUGAAGUUUGGCCUUUGUCUACCAUUUGUACUUGAAUCACAUUAGGUCAGGUAAUGAUAAUGUCUCAUCCUACAGCGUUACAUUCAAGGCGAUUGCGUGUAUAAAUAUUUUAAUAUAUAUAUAGUAUAUAGGAGCAUCUGUACAUAAUUUGUGUGUACAGUUUUUUGCUAGUGCACAAGUACAAUAAUUAGCUCAAUAUAUAGUAGAAUCACUGUGUCUUAGGGAUUUAGGGAUAGGUCAUAAACCUGGGUCAGGGCAGAACAGUAUUCAUUACCGUUAACGUGAUCAGAAAAGGUUAGCUGGUUGAGUAUCUAGGAGGUGGGUGGGGGUUCUAGAGGAGGGUCUAUUAACCAGGCUAGUGGUUUCCAGUCUGUGUUGAGCUAGGCUAACCUCCAGCACACACAGAGUCUUAGCAAAACGUAAAAAAAUGCACAAUUCACAUUAUUUCAUCUAUAUCUUUGCAUUGUAUUAUAUUUAUAGUGGAAGCAUAUCAGUCAUAUUAUCCUGAGUAACAGUUACAGUAGCGACUGUUAACAUGUUUGGAUUCCAGCCAACACUUUUGAUUACAUAACGUAAUUUACCCCAAAUCGUAAAGGUCGUGGAUGUUCAUAAAACCAUCAUAUCGUCACCACCCACUGUUUGCCACGGGGCUAAGGGUCAGUGGACUGUAAUACAGACUUAUGCUGUUUUAUUCUGUUGUACACUGUAGCUGUUGAUAUAUGUAUUAUAUAUAAUAUUGCUGUCAAUGAGGGGAAUUUACUGAGUUGCUAACUUUUAUUUUGUGUUUGUAGAGUUUUCUCGAUUUCCAAGUUUAGAAUUUCACUAAUUGUCCGUGAAAUCUGUGGGCAUUAAAAAUGAAUUUUCACCAUAAGAAA
This is a messenger RNA of Betta splendens (Siamese fighting fish), 3569 nucleotides long. RefSeq names its product solute carrier organic anion transporter family member 1C1-like. The record is from RefSeq and is a predicted model, not a curated record. Bases 220 to 2280 code for a protein of 686 amino acids. NCBI's taxonomy places the organism in Eukaryota, Metazoa, Chordata, Actinopteri, Anabantiformes, Osphronemidae. Gene Ontology annotation, biological process: transmembrane transport; sodium-independent organic anion transport. The transcript is spliced from 15 exons. Gene Ontology annotation, cellular component: membrane. Gene Ontology annotation, molecular function: protein binding.